This is a messenger RNA of Closterium sp. Yama58-4, 2061 nucleotides long. The record is from the annotation of a GenBank genome assembly. NCBI's taxonomy places the organism in Eukaryota, Viridiplantae, Streptophyta, Zygnematophyceae, Desmidiales, Closteriaceae.
AUGAAUCUCCACAGGAAAGAGCGCAAGCUAGAAGACGUGUUUCUACAGGAGGCCGAGGCUCAAGCCAGGGCUGAGCUUCAGCUGCGCCAGCACCAACAGCUACAGCUUCUUUUGCAACAGCAACAGCAGCAACAGCAGCAGCAGCAGCAGCUCAUUCCUGGGGCUCACCGUUUCUCCGUUGGCGCAUCCCAUUCACGCAACGCUGGAAGCAAAGCCUCUGCGUUUGAGUUUGAGGCGCCUCAAAAACUGACUCCUGAGGCCCACCGUUUCUCCAUUGGCGUAUCCCAGAGCGCUGGGAGCAGACCCUCUGCUGAGACUCCACUUGGCGUUCCUGCUGCCAUGGGUGCGUCAUCUGCCAUGGGGCGGUCAGGAGCAGGGGCAGAGGCAGGUCCAGAGCGAAUGCAGAGGACCGGCGGGAAUGAUGUUGCAUGGCUGCGAUCACAUAGGCGACCGCUUGAGCAGCAGCAGCCGCCGUCGCAGCCGCCUCAGCCGCCGCAGCAGCAGCAGCAGCAGCAGCAGCAGCAGCAGCAGCAGCAGCAGCAGCAGCAGCAGCAGCAGCAGCAGCAGCAGCAGCAGCAGCAGCAGCAGCAGCAGCAGCAGCAGCAGCAGCAGCAGCAGCAGCAGCAGCAGCAGCAGAAGAAGCAGCAGCAGCAGCAGCAGCCGCUGCCACAGCAGGAGUUGUUGAGGCAGCUGUUGGUAUUAGCAGAGCAGCAAGCACAGCCAGGCAUGGGUGGGGUGUUGGAGGCAUUGGGACCUGGAGAGCAGCAGCAGGGGGAGAGCAGCCAAGCAGAAUCAUGUGUGGCGCCAAUGAAUGUUGCCCGAGUAGGUGUGGGAGGAAUGGGAGCAGUGGGAGGAGUGGGAGGAAUGGGAGCAGUGGGAGGAGUGGGAGCAGUGGGAGGAAUGGGAGCAGUGGGAGGAGUGGGAGGAGUGGGAGGAGGAGAGGGGUCUGUGGAAGAGCUCGCGGCUUUGGAUUGGCUGCCUGCAGCCUCACAUCUCCAUGGCUUGUCUUUCCCGUCCGCGAUUAUGCCUGCUGUGACUAUUCCUGAUCUGACUCAUCCUGAUGUGACUCUGCCUGCUGUGACCGUUCCUGCUGUGAAUAUGCCUGAUGUGACUAUGCCUGCUGUGACUAUACCUGCUGUGACUAUGCCUGCUGUGACUAUGCCUGAUGUGACUAUGUCUUCUGUGACUAUACCUGCUGUGACUAUGCCUGCUGUGACUAUGCCUGCUGGCACCCUGCCUGACUCUUCUCCUGCCAUGCCUUACCUCACCUCUGGGCCUCUUUCCUCUGCUAUUGCCACUGCUCUUGCUGCGGUUACACCUUCCACGUUUGUGCCUUCCAUAGUUAGUCCUCCUCCGGUUACGCCUUCGCUGGUAACACCUUUGAAGGUUAGGCCUCCAGUUCUUGCUGGAUCUGCCGUGUCAACUCCUGCUGCCACGGCUCCCCUAGCCACUCCACAGUACGGCUCUUCAGCUGGUGGUGCCGUUACAUCUCAUGGUCCUUCAGGUGCUGCCAUUCCAUCUCCUAGGCUCCCUCCCCAGUCAAAUCCACCUGCCUCCAUGCCAGCACGCCAGCAGCAGUCCGUCUCCUCCUUGCAGCCGCCUGUCAUUUUCCCUCAGCCCAACUUGGCGCAGCAGCAGCAGCAGCAGCAGCAGCCAUGGGCUACUGGGCUCACCUUUGACCCGCAACAGCAGCAGCCGAUAACCUCUCAUCCUGCCUUUGCCCAGCAGCAGCAGCAGCAGCAGCAGCCUUCGAUUUCUCAACCUUCCUUGAGCCAGCAGCAGGAGGUGGGACCUGGUGCUCUGCCAGGGCGGUCAUUGCAAGGGGAGGGUGCAGGAAGGAGCGAGGAGGACGAUCUGGCACAGCUGGAACAGCUCCGCCAGUUGCUGCUCUUACAGGAGCAGCUUAUAAGGGAUCAACAUGGGGAAGAGGGGCUCCAGUUGAGGAGGCAGGGGUUGGUGGGGAUGAAAGGUGCGGAGUUGAGUGGGAACUUGAAUCAGCAGGUGGAGUCAGAAUGGGAAGUGGAAGCAGAGCAUGAGAUGCAGUGUCGCUCGGAGGAAUAG